UAUUAUCGUUCAGUAUACUUCUGAAAAAGCGAUGAAACGCGCAGGCAUUAGCCGCCCGGUCGAGAUUGGUCUUCGUUUUAUUGGCAUGUGGCCGGAAUCGGCUUAUCCAAAUCUCUACUUGUUUAUGUUUAUGACAAUGAUAGCAGUUAUGCAAUAUUAUCAAUAUUUGUAUGUUGUUACGCGUUUUGAUAUGACUAAUCUCACGGUUCUAACGGAUUGUCUGGGUCUCGCCCUGGCGAACACUCUUGCUUUUUUUAAGUUGUUUUGUUUGGCGUGGAAUCGGAGGAUAUUUCAUAAUAUACUGGCAGCAAUGGAUAGAGACUGGAAUGAAUGCAUUAUCAACGAUUCUUCCAUUAUGAUGGCAGUCGCGAAUCAGUCGCGUCGUAGUUCCAUUGUGCUCAUCGGCAUCCAUAUACUAGCUGGGUUUUUCCUAUCAAUCGGUAUUUACAUGUAUCGCAUGAUGAGCAGCGAAAUUUCCCGAGACCUGCCAGUAAAAAUGCAAUUUUCUUUCAACGCCCUGGAAUCACCGGUUUUCGAGUGCAUUCUUGCCUUACAAAUGUUUUAUGUAAUGUCGUUAGCUUCUGUAGUUGGUAUGAUCAAUGCGUUGCUUGCGUCACUGGUAAGUACAUAACGAUCUCUCUUCACGAUUUUGUGAAAGCACUUUGUAAUUGCAGAUGAAAGAAAUUUCUUGUUUAGUUAAGGUA
This is a messenger RNA of Monomorium pharaonis (pharaoh ant), 704 nucleotides long. RefSeq lists its product as uncharacterized. Gene Ontology annotation, cellular component: plasma membrane. The transcript is spliced from 2 exons. Gene Ontology annotation, biological process: sensory perception of smell; detection of chemical stimulus involved in sensory perception of smell. Gene Ontology annotation, molecular function: odorant binding; olfactory receptor activity. The record is from RefSeq and is a predicted model, not a curated record. Lineage: Eukaryota; Metazoa; Arthropoda; Insecta; Hymenoptera; Formicidae. Bases 32 to 631 code for a protein of 199 amino acids.